Branchiostoma floridae (Florida lancelet) is the source of this 3009-nucleotide messenger RNA. RefSeq names its product gastrula zinc finger protein XlCGF57.1-like. Lineage: Eukaryota; Metazoa; Chordata; Leptocardii; Amphioxiformes; Branchiostomatidae. The record is from RefSeq and is a predicted model, not a curated record. The transcript has 2 exons. The coding region runs from base 66 to 1802 and encodes 578 amino acids.
GAUAAUCAGGUGGUGAUGCGAGCUUAAACCUUUGACCGUAACUGUUGACGUGUCUCGUCCUCCGGAUGUUCCCUGCAGGGGUGUUUUCUCAAAAGUUUCAAGGAAAUUUAGCGGAAACUAGACCAGGAUCGCUACGUUACAUCACGAAAAGUAAGAGCAGAAUGGCAUCAUCCAGUUACUGGUCUCCCACUGAUGUUCUGGUUGGUUUCGAGUCUCCCACCGAGGUUCUGCUUGGCAGGCAAGAAAGUGUGAAGACUGAGAGGGCUGAAGCACUACCACUGGACGUUGUUAGCAGUCAGUCUAUAUUUUCUCAUGUGCCCAAACCUUACUUCAACCAGGAAAGGGAAGAUGAGAAACCUUACGUCUCUGGUGAGCACGACUUUGGGACAGGUGAGAAGCCGAACUCAGGCAACCUUAGCAAUCUUACAGCUGUGCAUACGGGAGAGAAACCUUACAAGUGUGAUAAGUGUGACUAUUCAGCAAGCCGUAAGGAAUAUCUGAAGCGACACAUGUUUCAACACCUUCCAGCUGAGCAGAAGCCCUACAAGUGUGACCGGUGUGACUACUCCUCUGCUCAUAAAGAGUAUUUAAAAGCACACAUGGUAAAACAUGGAGUGGAAAAACCGUACAAGUGUGACCAGUGUGAUUAUGCUACAGGUUGGAAGUAUGCUUUGGCAGCACACAUGUCCGUGCACACCGGCGAGAAACCCUUCAUGUGUGAAGUGUGCGGGUUCAGCUCUGCCAGCAAACACAGGCUACAGCUCCACAAGCAGACCCACACUGGGGAGAAGCCGUACAAGUGUGACCAGUGUGACUACACAGCCAGCAGGAAGGUUUACUUGGCUCGACACAAGACCAAACACACCGGUGGGAAACUCGCCUGCUCCCUGUGUGAGUACAGCACGACUGACCCGUUCCACCUCAAUAACCACAUGGCUGUGCACAGGGGAGAAAGGCCGUACAAGUGUGAUAAGUGUGACUACUCAGCAGUUCGUAAGGACCACCUAAAGCGACACAUGUUUAAACAUUUGUCAGCAGAGCAGAAGCCCCACAAGUGUGACCAAUGUGACUUUUCUGCAGCACGGAAAGAGCAUCUUAAGGCACACAUGGCAAAACAUUAUAAAGAAGAGAAACCGUACAAGUGUGACCAGUGUGAUUUUACCACAGGUUGGAGGAGCAGCUUGACAACACACAUGCACGUGCACACCAGUGAGAAACCCUACAUGUGUGGGGAGUGUGGGUACAGGACAGCUCAAAAACAAUGCUUGAUUACCCACAUGUCAAAACACACAGGUGAGAAACCCAACAUGUGUGUGGAGUGCGGGUACAGGGCAGCCCAAAAGUUUAGUCUCUCCCAACACAUGAAGAUACACACAGGAGUCCUAGAGAAGCCGUACAAGUGUGACCAGUGUGAUUACUGCACUGCUUGGAAAAACAACUUGGACAUACACAGGAGGAAACACACCGGUGAGAGACCCUACAUGUGUAAGGAGUGUGGGCACAGGACAGUCAGCCAGAGUGAUCUCAAGAAACACAUGAGGGUACACACGGGAGAGAAGCCCUACAGGUGUGACCAGUGUGACUACUGCACGGCGUGGAAAGGGUGCUUGACUAGACACAUAGAAGAGCACACUGGUGAGAGACCCUACCUGUGUGGGGAGUGUGGGUACAGGACGACCAAGUCCAACCUGCACAGGCAUAUGAAGAUACACUCAGGAAACAAGCCGUACAGGUGUGAGCUGUGUGAGUACUGCACGCAUAGGAAGGAAAGUUUGGCAAGACACAUGGCCACUCACUACUGAUGGAAGCCCCACUUCACCCAACCACCUUUACAAUCUUUACACUGUAAAUUACAGGUCAUUUUUUACUAGAUCUAUAAUGUGUCUUUUUCGAAAUUCAUAUCAAUUUUACUAAUACAAUUUCUUGAGGCAGGUCUCCAAAGAGCCUUGGCAUCUCAAGGAAGAUCAGCCAAAGAAAAUCUGGCACUAAGAGAACUGUAGUCCAUCCAUCAGAAAAUAGCAAAACAGACUAAGCCUUAUUCAAUAGCCUCCGGUGCAGACUUCUAGCUGUCUUUUUUUUGUGAAAGACCUGAUUUCCAAGAUGGGCUUUAAGGUUCUGUAAUGCCGAGAGAGGGAGUUCCGCAAUGGCCAUAGCACAUAGAAUAUAGAACAUCAGCACUCCCCCUAUAAGUUUGUAAUAACUGUGCUGCUAGAAAUCUGCAAAGGAGGAUAUCACUCAUAGAGUCAGCUAAGGACUGGCUACACUUUGCCAUAAGUUGUUGAUACCUUGUCUCUCUGGGCUCCAUUGGUCUGUGCUGACUAUGGACAAACCUUCUCUGCCUUGUAGCUCAAGGUUCAGAUACAGAGACAUGAUAGCACAUGGAAAAAGAAGAAGCCCAAAACCAGCGAAAUGUAUCUCAGAAGCUGCUUAUCAAGAUUUUGACAGCUGGAUCGUUUGCCUGGCUGCAGUACUGAUGCUAACUGCUAGAUGACGCUGUAGUACCGUAAAGUGAAUGUUGUGUGGGUCACUAAUGUAUAAGCCAUUUAAAUUUUUGAAGUGUCAAUCCUUGUGUCACACGUAAUUGACAUGGGUCAAAAAUUUAGGAAGGCACAUGGCAUAAAGGGAGAGGUAAAUCAUUUAAUAUGUCAUUUGUGAUUAUACACUUACAGAUAGAUGUUUUGAAACUACACAUCCUUUAACUUUGAAAAUCAUAAUAUUCCUAAAGUAAAGGUUUUCAUGAUAGAGAUUUUCUGCCGCCUUGAGAUGCGAAGGUCUGCCUAUUUGUUAACGAUCUUGUUGUUACACCAUACUAGUAGUUGUUGGUCCCUGCCAACUACUAGUAUCUAAGGCACUGUCUAUUUUAUUUGAUCAUUACGUUAUUUUAACGUAUCAUGCCAGUUUGUGAGUAUUUAUAUCUCCUGUUUUGUCCUUUGUUUGUAGUUUAUCUAUUAGUGCGGCUAGUGUUCCUUUACUUACUACUAGUCUGGAGAGGAGUAUUAAAUAUUAGUG